UUAAUAUAUUUUUUCGACUUAAUAGGGCGGACGAACCUGAAUUAGUGUCUCGGUGAAAAAUCGAAAUUUCAUAAAUUUACAUCCGUUUCCUACAAAUCAAAUUAUAUUCCCAACAAAAUAUAAAUAUUCUCAAUUAAAUAUUUCCACAUUACUCCGAGAGAAAUUAAAGUUUUCAUAGCAAAAAUGUAAAGUGAAAAUUUUCUUCUAUAGACAACCCCAUUUCACAGAACUGAAGAAAGAAAAAAAAAAAAAAUAAAGAAAAUAUAUAUUUUCUAACACAAGAAAAAGUGUUGUACAAUUCUACACCCAAUUGAAAAUUUCAAUUAAAUUUAUUAAAUUAAUCAAAAUCUUACGAUAUUUUCAUGAAAAUCGCAAUUGCAAAGGAAAAUAUUAUGAAUUAAGAUUUUUCACAAGGAAUUUGAAUAUAGCGAGACCUUUUAUAUAAUUCCUUCAAUGGAAUUUUAAUUUGAAAAGGUAGAAAAACGUAGUGAAUACUUAAUUACUUAAGUUAUAAAAACGGAAAAAUUAAUUAAAUAAAAUUAGCAAAUUCAAAAAAUUGAAUGAAAAUUUUGUCAAAUUGUAUGCGAAAAUUAAAAGUGGUGUACGAAAUUAGAAAAUAACCCAAAAUCAAAAAAGAAAAAAAAGUAGCAUUUAGGGGAUGAAGUUCGUGAAAAAUCGAUAUCAACAUUAUUGCCGGUGUUGCACCCUUUGGAAGUAUUUACCAUAAAAAAGAACAGCGCAUACCAUAAUAAUCUCUAAAUACUUGACUUUUGACAGUCACCCCUCCGAAUGUAAAUAAUAAUAAACACAAACCAAAGAAAAAAAAAUGUUAUGAAAACAAACCAAGACCCAUAUUUCAUAGAGAAACAAGUCCAGUAAAACAUAAUUUACGGUCAACUAACUAAAUCAACAAUAACCACCCUUUUGAGAGUAUGCAUCGUUACAUGUAUGAAGUUUGAAAAAUUUAAACUUGUAUCGUUUACUUAAACUGUGAUACGUUUUGAAUUCAGAAAAAAAAGCUUAAACAUAGAGUUAAGCUUUACCAUACUCAACGAUCUUAAGAAGGUAUCUAAUUUAGAUUUUCGUGCAGUGCGUGUGUGUUUUAAUUUGAAUACAAAAUAAAUCCUUUAAUACUCAUCGGAAAAAUUCUACAAAAGAAAAAGAAAACGGAUGUAAAACAAUUUUUAAAGAGCAUGCAAACAUUAAGGAAGAAAACAAGUCCAUGCAAAUAUCGAAAUGACCCAGGUCGAUUUUUUGGCGAUGGUGUUCAAUUUAAGGCCAAACUAAUUGGUAUACUGGAGGUGGGCGAGGCACGCGGUGAUCGCAUGUGCCAGGAAGCCCUACAAGAUUUAAAAAUGGCAAUCAGAGCUGCCGGCGAACACAAACAACGUAUUACAAUACAUGUAACUAUUGAUGGUUUGCGGUUGAGAGAUGAGAAAACAAGUGAUUCGUUGUACCAUCAUCCGGUGCAUAAGAUAUCAUUUAUUGCUCAAGAUAUGACCGAUUCGAGGGCAUUUGGUUAUAUCUUUGGAUCGCCAGAUAGUGGUCAUCGAUUUUUUGGUAUUAAGACGGAUAAGGCUGCUAGUCAGGUUGUCUUAGCCAUGCGUGAUCUUUUCCAAGUUGUUUUCGAAUUAAAGAAAAAAGAAAUUGAAUUAGCACGACAGCAAAUUCAAAACAAAACAAUUCACGAACAUCAACCACUAACGCUAUUAUCAGUUAAAAAUACUUCAGCUAGUGAUGCUUCAUCGAUUUUAAGUGGCAGUAGCAGUAAUAAAAUAAACAAUUUAGAUGGAGCAAAAUCAUCGCAUGUUAAAGAGAUGUCACCAGAAUCAGUUGCUGAUCUUGUUGAUCUAGAACAAGAAUUAAGUUCCAUCCAACGUGGUAUUACACAAAUGGAACGUAUCACACCAAGCGAACCAACACCUACGGGUAAAAAUCUGACCGAUGAAGAUCCUUUUGGCGAUUCUUUUACUAAUUUUCCGACCUACAAUCUUUUACCACCACCCGAAUCCUCGCGUUCACGUCAUUCGAAGCCAAACAAACCGCCCGAUUCAAUAAUAUCCUCUUCAGCCACCACCACAUCCGGUAUCCCAUCCAUUUCCAAUAUACUCUCCUCUCAAUCCUCUUCAAAACAAAAUCAAAUCAAUGCUUCGAGUCUCUCCUCGGCCAAUGAUAGCUGGUUAAACGAUCUCGAUCAAAAUGAUGUAUUCGAUACAACAAAAGCCGCUUCAAUAGUCGCUGGUUCGACAACAACACCAAUACCGAUUCCCUCAACAACAUCAAUUAUGUCCAGUCCCAAGGCGACUGCAUCAUCGGUCGCUAAUUCUCAGCAAACACCACCUCCAUCGUCAUCAAUCGCCAGCAGCAGUGGUUUUGGCAUGGGAUUAUCGAAUUCCUCUCCUCCUGGCACACAGUCAUCAAUUACUGCAAACGCCACUGCAGUAGCAGCUGCAGCCGCAGCAUCAUCAUCAACAGCAGCAUCACAAAAUGAUGAAUCGCAAAAAUCUGGUGAGGAUUAUAUUAGUACUAGCACUAAUCCAAAUAAAUAUUCAACUCCACCAAAUGCAUUACUAACCUCUACUAACGACAAUCUUAUGUCAAUUAGUAAUAGUACUACCACUUCCAUUACAAAUAAUUCAGUUUUACUAAGCAAUUCGGUCGCCACGGCCAGUGCAACUCAUAGUAGUCAAUAUAUAGACGCUUUUUCAGAUUUGGAUCCGUUAGGUACCGGUCGCAUUCGACCGUAUGUUGACAAGAAAUAUUUCUUCCAAGAGCUCAAGAAUCCACCAAAGAAAGUCUUGAAGGAUUUGUCCUCAACCGGCCCCGAUACCGGUUUUACAGCACAAUUUGUUUCUAGCUCGGAUGGAAGCAGUGAUGUGCUUAUGGAUGAUCCUCCAACAGCAACAGGAACCGAAGAUACAGGUGAUCUUUAUCAAACAAACCAAGGCGACAGACAAACAAGUUCGUUGAAUACUCAUACUUCUUCUACCACAAAAGCUCUAAAUUUAAAUUUUAAUCAUAAUUUCAUCAAAGCAGAUGGUCAUCAAACGGAUUUGGUUAUGUUGCCCCGUGACACUGAUCCUUUCUCGCCCACACGUAAAAAGAGUGAUCCCUUCCAAGAUGGCGAUAUAUUUGGCAAACUCGAUCCAUUUGAAUUCGAGUUUCCAACUAGCAACGGAUCUGGAACAGGACUUCUUCCAGAAACUAAAAUAACUAACAUCGAAGAUCAAAGAAAUGCAAAGAAGGAUAACAUGUUCAAUGGUCCAUUACAGGUGAAUCUGCCACCAGAGUCUUCUGGCUGGGCAGCGGCAAAUAGUAACCAACUUCAGCAGCAACAGCAACAACAUCGUCGAGUCGAACGGCAAACGAGUGAAUCUCCUACAGCUGGAAGCCGCAAUAGACCAAGUAGUGUUUUCAAGCAGAACACAGUCGACGUGAUUAGUAGUAUAAGUUCCAAGAAAAUGCCACAUUUGUUUGGUCAGAAGUUCUCCAAGCGUGACUCGAAUAGUAUAAAUAUGCGGCGACUUCAAGAAAGUGAUUCGCUCAGCGAGAACGAAACAGCACCGGAGCCACCUCCACGUCCAGAUUCCGUCAGUCAUUCGGAACCACCACCAUUGCCACCAAAGAAACAAUUCUCAGAUAUUGUCAUUCGACCGAGGAUCACUCCACCGCCUUCGAGUCGUUAUGAAUCUGUUUCGGCAGCCAAGGGUCGCAGCAGCAACACAGUUCAAGAUGCGUCGGUCCCCCCUAUCCCAUUGCCAUCACGGCGAAUUGGACGCUCAGAGGGUACUUAUCCGGGACCUGGUCGACCCCGAAAGCCAGGCAAUGAUGAAGAUGACUAUUUGCAACCAUUGCCGGCAGGAAAUGUGCCACCACUGCUCCCACCGCCUCAAACAAGAGGGCGAACUCGCCGCCAAGAGAUUUACGAGAAUAAGACUGAGGCGAUAGCCGAGCAUGUGGCACCAUCUGCAGCAAUCAAACAAGAUGAUGACGAAAUCGAAGAAGCCUCAUUCUUGCCUGACAUCACUCUCAGUCAGUUGUUGACACUGGGAAUAGAUGAGCUAGCAGCGAAGCUAAGUGUACCCACAUCGAAGCUUAGUACAAUGACUUUGGUGGAACUAACCACUUAUCUCUCGGAAUUUAUCGAAAAAUCCAAAAAACCCAAACAAAGACCAGUCAUGCAGUCGGCAGCUCCUCCUCCAGAAGACAGUCCACCAAUAUUCAAAGUAAACUUUGACCAAAUGCCCGACGCAACUUUCGUCGCAAAAUUCGAUGAUAACUUUGGCGAAGAAGAACCAGCUCCGUUUGUUGCAAACUUUUCACAAUUCGAUAUAGCAGCCAGCUCAUCGUCUCCAGCUAAAACAGAUGAAACACUAAAAGCCGCUGCUGUCCCAUCGGCCGAUAGAUAUGCUGUAUUCCGUGAAAUAAUCGAUCAGGAACUCCAACAAGAUAGUAUGGACCAAAAAAGCUCACCCGAAGCCGAUGACGAAGCCGAAAGUCUAAAUGGAAACAUCCCAGAGACCAACACUCUGGCGCAGUUUAGUGAUGAUGACAAAUCACCCACAACAGUGCCUCCUGUGCCGAAGAUCGACACAAAGAUCACCGAAGCAAUAUCGCAUGCCAAAGACAGGUAUGCAGCCUUGCGGGAUAUCAUCCUGGUCGAGGAUCUCUUCGAGAAACCCCCUCCACCUCAAAGUGAGGAUCUUAUGCAGGACUUUCCCGAAUUCAGUGAUGGUUUCAAUAGCAACACUGAAGAUCUAGCUGCCGAAGAAGAUCAGAAAUCACCCAUAGAAAGUAGUCCAGAGAGUAAUCAAAAUGAAGAAGAAGAUGACCAAGCUAGCAGCAAGAAAGGUUCCAAUAAGUUCCUUCACAUUCUAACCGUUUCCUCAACUACCAAAGACGAUUUGGAAAUUGACGAAUUAAUGAAUCGUGCAAUAUCAAAUUUAUCACUCGACUCUCGUGAGCAUUUAUCACCAAGUAAUGCUGUGACAAAAUCACCUGCAACUAUUGAUAGCAAUGGCGGCUCACCACAUGCCAUGCGGCGAUCAUUCCUAGGCACUUCUUCGACAACAUCCGGCAUUGGCAAGUCGUCCCAGUUCAAUGAUAUGUCCACAUCGCCCAUUCCUCUGCAAAAAUCCCCAGCACCUGUCCGAAAAUCUCCCCUUUCCAAGUCACCCCUUUCGAAGUCACCGAUCCCUCCACAAUUGAUUGCAGUUUCGAAUCUAAUUGAUGCUAGCAAACGUCUCAAUUCUGGGUCUCUGAGUGAUGUCAUUUGUGGUUCAUCACCCGAUGCCGAUACAGGUCUAUCAGAUGCAACAGCAGCCACAAAGCCAAUCACUGGCGGGAAAUCACCAAAAUCGCCAAAGGAAUCAUGGGCGGUGUUUGACAAGGGUGCAGGCAUGGAUGGGGGUAAACAUCGUUUGAAGUCUCCAAAGCCAACUUCUGCUCAAGGUGAGUCGCCAUGCUCGUCGGAUGGGAAAGAAGACUGGCAUCGAACUGGUGGCGAAGAGAGCAACAAACGAUGGCCAAAAGGUCAAACGUCUUCGUCAUCUAGAGAUCUCAGUCCUUGGGACGAUGAGACAUCAGAUUAUAAGAAGAGAAUUCCUCCAACUGCAGUUGGUGGGGCUGAUCGUCAUGGUUAUUACAUGAGGCAUGCCAGGAGAAUGAAUUCUUGUGAUGAGGAUUAUGAAUAUGAAGAAGAGAUGAACAAGCGUCGCGAAAGAAAGAUCAAAUCUGGCAUCUCUAGGAGCCGAGAAAACUUUGAAUUUGAUUCUCCACAAUGGUAUCACACUGGACCACAUCACACUUGGUCACCACAAGAAGAAGAAGGCAGAGCACGUUCAUUCGAUCGAGGUUCCUACGAACGAACCACGUACGGUCCUCCGGCUUAUGAUAAACGCGAACACAAGAUUCCUCCGUCGCAUUUAACUUAUGAUCGGCGUGACUAUAAAGGCUAUGACAAACGAAAGUACUACCGAGAGUAUAUGCGUCCAAAUUAUGAUUUCGAGCCAUAUGGUGAAUCUCCUGAUACCAAGGAUCGCAAAAUGCCCCUUUACUAUGGUGAUGGGAAUUUUGAAAAGAGCAAACCACCUCGUAGAGACUAUGAAAAUAUUUACGAAGAGAACUUUGGCGGUGGUCCGAGAUCUUACAAGUCGCGUGAUUACAUCUAUGAGCGUGAUCGAAAGAGUUUCGAUCGCGAUAGUGUAGAGUCGUAUGAAAGUGCUGGCAGAAGGCGAAAGAGUUUCGGAAGUGGCGAUGUCUAUGGAAGUUUAGAAAGUCGUGAAGAGUUCCGUGAACGUUAUAUGGGAGGUCCGGAAAAAACACGAUCCUUGCGAAAGGGAAUGAAGAUGCGUCUACCAGCAGGAAGUGGUAUGGUUCCAGGAGAUGAUUAUGACCAGGACUCUGAAACAGAGGUUCAAUCGCGAAGAGUUGGACAAAUAGAUUCGAGAAGUUUGCAAAGACCUACACAAGGUCCGCAACGCAUGAGAAAGAGUAGUGGAUCUAGUCCAUGGGAUGGAGAAGAACCUCCACCACCUGGCCACGGACAAAAGGGAUGGAAGCGCCCUUCAAGCGCAUCUGAAUCCGAACGAAGGCUUGCUGAAAGUAGAAGAGCAAUGGGAAAUACUCCAUCGGGAUCAGAUGGUGAAAAAGACCGACGAUUCCGUAAAAAACCAAGAUCACGUACUGGUAAGGAGAUCCCACCAUCAGAAACGCGACAAAGCCAACGUUACGGAUCAACACAUCGCGACAACUACGACUACAUCAAUUACGACGACUAUGACCAACCAACAGAUGAGGAUAAAUUCGAGCGAUUAAAUCGACGUCGUCAUGAAAUGCAUCAGCGAAUGAUGGAAAGUGAGAGGCGGCAAAAAACCUCCACCAGCGAUAAAUAUGCAUACGACGAUGAGGAUGAAACUCCUCGUUACAUGUCCAAAAAGGAGUCUAACUAUUACUCAGAUAAGCCAGUAGUAGGUCUUCAGCACAAGAAUGAGGUGUUCGAUGAACCUGUUGCAAUUCCAAAGCCCAUGAAACAACAUCCACGCGGUGCAGAUUUUGAUUUCAACGAUUUCGAAGAUACACCACGUUCGAAUACAAGCAGCAAAUUUAAUUUCGAAGAGCAUGGCUUUGAGAGUGAUUUCAAUUCACCACCGCCAGCCAGUUGUAAUUCAGCCUCAACAACUACACCGGCCACAAAGUCUUCGUUUAGGUUCUCCAAUGAUUUUUCAGACAAAGAAAAGCAUAUAGCUGGUGGUGGUAGUCAACAAUCGGUUACUACAUUCGAUAGUGAGUUUUCGCCUGCUCCUGCUGUAGCACCAAAUAAUAUUUCAAACAGCAAUAUUACAUCGACCACAACAACCACAACAACUCAGAAGCUACGUUUUGAUGACCGUGUAACAAUUUCGAAAUUCGACAACGACCAGCCGAGUAUUGGAGGCAGUAGCAGUAUCGUUGGAUGCUGUGAUGAUGCUUUCGAAGAUGACUUUUCCAAGGCAGAAUUUGAUUUCGAAAAAGAAGAUCAAUGGAAUCCAGAACCACCAAAGAAAAAUAAUCUCCGUUUGAAUAGUAAAUUGCAACAGCGACAGGAGAUGAUUAAGAAAUCAGAAUCGAUAAAUAUUUUUGCCAAGAAGAACGAAGAUCCUUUCGAAGAUGAUGAAUUCUUUAAAUCUCCUCCAUCGGCUGGUACCAAUGGCAAUAGUGUUGGUAUUGCUGGUCCAACUGGCGGUGGUGGACAGAGUAAGACAACGAAUGGAAAUGGCAAUAGUGGUGGGGGAAAUGGAACUGGCAAAGAUUCAAGUAAUUUUCAAUGGGAGAGUAAUUUUGCAAAGUUCGAUGAAAAUAUGUGAUUUGAUGAGCUCUUUGCCAGGUGCCAUCAAAUGGUGAGUGUUGAGACACAAAUUAAUCAACAUAAUCUCUCCACGACCAUGAUAACAACAAAAUCAGUUAAAGGAACUAUGGCAACAACAACAACAGCAACAAAAACAACAACAACUGCAGCGGCUACAACACAAACAAUAAAAUCAACAACAGCUAAAGCAAAACGCCGUUCGAAAAUUAAACAAAAAGGUAGGCAAUUGAUUUCGGUUAAUUUUUUCAUGAAAAAUAUCAUAACGUACCGUUUUAAUUAUGGCAUUUUAAAAGCUUAAACAAAAUUAUUAUUAUUAUGUAUUUUUCUAAGAUUUUGGACUUGGGCAAAUAUUUAAAUUUUUGUUCGUCAUUUUUAAGUUUUGCAUGCAACUUCGUUUUAACUCAGAACUCGACCUGUAAGAUGUUUUGACCAUACAAAAGGUGUUAGUGAAGUUAGUUCCGAGAAGUGCGUAAUUUUGACCAGAAAAACUAUCUAAUGAGCAUCGCUCAGAGGUGCUCCUGAUUUGCUUUCUCUAACGAGUUAAAAUGCCCUCCGACUUUUUUCACUGUUUUCGAGAUCGUCCACGAAAUUUUGUUCUUCAACAAUUUGAAAGACCUUAGCCUAAAAUAGGCAACUGUAAAAAUCUAUCUAUUAUUUUAGAUGCUCAGAAUUUUUUUCUCAAAAUCAAAUUUGAGAUUCGUUCUUUCCACACUACACAAAACUUUCGGUGUUGGACAAAGUUCAAGAAGCGAAUGGCUAUUCCAAAAAGCAAAGAUCGUGGAAGCUAUUUUCAUCACAAGAAAAGAAAGACAUCUUACUCGAUAAAAAAAGCUUUCCUGGCAAAUUUAACUGAUAGAUGUGAUAAAAUCCAUAGCUUAACCUCCCAAGAAGGUGAUAAGAUAUCAAAUAAAGAUCAAUUUUGCCUCCAUACACCCUGAGUAUAUGCUGUGGUUUAUCAAAAGAGCUUUGCUACACGUCAAAGAGAAAAGUCUUCAUUAUGUGAGCAUAUAGUCGAUCAUUCAGAUUAACACCACUGGAUCCACUUCGACCAAGUUAAUGUUAUACCUAAAUAGCGUCACCAUAUAUGUACCUAACCUAGUUCGAAAUCUACUAAAGCUGUCUAAGAUCUUCCAAAAAGCAGGUUACAAUCUUCUUUUUGAUUUAAAGGGCAUAUAUAGCUUUUAUUGUCGAUAAGCUAAUAAGAAAGUAAUAUAAGCUGGUGUGCAUCCAUUAUUGCGUACAUACAUUAUAACCCGUAUAUUUCUAUAGUCUUCGCGAGUUACACAAAUGCAUGUCAGCAAAACUGAUGAUGGCAAGUUACAUACUUCGCAACCCAUUACUGUAUGGGCAACACCACUUUCCGGUGACAAUAGAAAAAUUGAUAUGUCCGAAGACUAUAGGAAAAGGGUUGCGUUGAUCUUAAU
Molecule: messenger RNA, 9270 nt
Organism: Episyrphus balteatus (marmalade hoverfly)
Lineage: Eukaryota; Metazoa; Arthropoda; Insecta; Diptera; Syrphidae
Gene: Dab
Product: protein disabled
Exons: 9
Coding region: 1194-7844 (2216 amino acids)
Source: RefSeq, a predicted model, not a curated record